Messenger RNA from Caenorhabditis elegans, 409 nucleotides. The record is from the annotation of a RefSeq genome assembly. NCBI's taxonomy places the organism in Eukaryota, Metazoa, Nematoda, Chromadorea, Rhabditida, Rhabditidae.
AUUGCAGAUCUUAGUUCACUAUUCCGUGAAGAGUUGAAAAAGAUGGUACCAAAUCUGCUGGGACCCCAUAUUCUGAAACCAAAAAUAGUGAAUGGAAAAACAGUAACAUGCCGGAAAAUGAUACAAUAUUUCAAAGAAUACGCAGCCUCAUUCGACGGAGAAACUCUUCCACAACCACAAAGUAUUCUCAAUGCAAAUGCAAAAUUAAUAUGUAUUGAAUUUUUAUCCCACAGAUUUUCAAAAUUUUGAUACUUUUCGCAUUUUUGAUAUAAAUAUUUGAAAAUAUAAAUCUGAACUGCUUGAUUAUUAAAUUGGAUACACAGCAAACAUUUAACAACAAUUCAACAUAUAAACAAUGUAUGACCGUUUUUGCACUUUCUACGAUAGUUUGCAAGUUUGUAUUUUACUG